AUGCAAAUGAAAAGAAAUCUUUUUAAUUUAAUGAUAAGAAUGGUUGAUAAUACAAUUAAAAGGAAUAAAAAAACUUUUCCGGAUGAUACAAUAAAUAUUAGUGGUCUUUCUAUUCAACCAAAAAGUUUAUUUAUAUGGGAUUGUAUAAAUUUGAAAGAUAAAAAAAAAUCUAAAAUUGAUAAAGAAAAAUAUUUGGCAUUAACUUUUACGUAUCCUAUAAAAAAUGAUUCUUUUUAUUAUAAGGAUAUUCAAUUACAAAGACCUGUGAAUGAAAGUUUUGUUUCAACGAGAAAUCGUUUAAAUGCUAAAUUAAUGAAAUUAAUUAAAAAAGUUUCAAAAAAUAAUCAAGAUAAAGAAACAGUUAUAGAUUCUGAAGUUUAUUUUAAUCCAGAAAAUCAAACUAUUAUGGAUGAUGUAUGUUUAAAGAUAUUUUAA
Molecule: messenger RNA, 435 nt
Organism: Strongyloides ratti
Lineage: Eukaryota; Metazoa; Nematoda; Chromadorea; Rhabditida; Strongyloididae
Exons: 1
Coding region: 1-435 (144 amino acids)
Source: RefSeq, a predicted model, not a curated record